Entrophospora candida is the source of this 696-nucleotide messenger RNA. Lineage: Eukaryota; Fungi; Glomeromycota; Glomeromycetes; Entrophosporales; Entrophosporaceae. The record is from the annotation of a GenBank genome assembly.
AUGAAAACAAGGUCUGGGCCAAAGCAUGAUUCAAAAGGUCUCCUUAAAUCUUUUAGCACUGGAAUUUUGAUCAUGGAAUCAGGAAAACCUGAAACUUCAUCAAAAAUAAUACCAGACAGACAAAAAUUGGAAUAUUGUGCAAAGGUAUUGUUAACUAAUACUUUUAUAGAAUUACCAUCAAAUACAAGGUCAGAAAUCUAUAAAUUGGAAUCAUAUCUUGUGCAAACAAAUGUUUCAUCAUUUAAACUUGAUGUUAAAGGUAAAAAAUAUGAACCACCACAGUUCCUAAAAUUUGACAGGAUAUCUGAUGAAGAUUGUGUUCAUGAGGCCUUGAAUAUAAACAUACUCAGAUCGCUCAAUUUAGCUGGAUGUCAUCAUGAACUGAAAGAGGAAUAUAUUCACCAUAUUACAUUUCCAUCUAUGAUUGGUGAACCAGAAUUUACAUGGUUUAUGAGACGAGAUGCAAAGAUCCUUUACAUAAAUGAUACUUUUAACAUUGGAGAGCAACUUACAUUGUUACAAGCUUUUGAUUAUAUAAAGUUUCUUGUACACAAAAAUCCAACUGCUUCAACUCCUCCUUCAACUCAUCAGAGCCGUACUGGAUUAGAUGGUUUCAGUUUAACUGGUGUCAUCCAGAAGUCUGUAAAGUAUUCUAUUGUAGGUGGUGGUGAUUUUUCACGAUCUAUAUUGUUUUAA